AUGUUCGGCCAACAAAAACAACCUGAUCAGUAUGCUUAUCAGCAAUACAACUCUAACAGUACGGCGGGGUGCGCUACCACCUAUGCGUACAAUAAUACCCAACCUCAAAACUUCAAUGCCCAAUCAUACUCAUACCAACAGCAAUCUGACUUUUCCAGCACAGCACAAAAUACCCAGGAACCCCAUUCAUACCACCAGAAUUCAGAUUACCAAACAACCCAAACUCCCUCGGUUGUUCCCUCUGCGCGCUGGUCAUGGUCACUCUACCCUACCAACCGAUUAGAUGGGCUUCGAAUGGUGGUGCCACUUGGUUGUAUGUACACUCCUUUGGAUAAUCCUUGUCCAGAGCUCUACUUUAAACCGGUCAUAUGCACGGUUUGUAAUGCGGUUUUAAAUCCAUACUCUGGGCUAGAUCUUGCCACGCGAACUUGGAGUUGCCCAAUGUGCCUCACCAAGAAUAACUUACCACCGAUGUAUGCCCAUGGUGAUGAGCCCCAUAAUUGGGUUGAGCUAGUGCAAAGAAAUGCAACCGUAGAGUAUGUCAAUCAGGAACCGCGGCGACACCCUCCAACCUUCGCCUUUGCGGUUGACACUUGUCUGGAUACUCAGGAGGAGGUCGAGGGGCUUAAAGAGUUUCUGCGUCUGGUACUGGAAAAGAUACCAGAAAAUGCCAAUGUGUGCUUGGUCACUUAUGGUGCUGCAGUUCAACUGCACGAGAUCACAGGUGCAACACAAUACCCACGCAGUAUUGUGUUUCGAGGAUCACAGGAAAUAUCCCCCGCCUUUCUUGAAAAGUCCUUAGUAUUUACCGAUCGCUAUGUUGCGCCGCUCUCGACAUGCGCUGCGGUCUUCACCUCGCUUAUCGAUAACUUAUCCUGCGACCUCUGGCCUGUGGCGAAGGCACAGCGGGCCUUGCGCUGCACCGGAGCGGCCAUCUCUGCCGUGGCGAGUCUUCUCAAACUCACUUCGUCCGGGAUUGGAUCCUGUAUAUUAACGUUUAUGUCAGGCGUGUGUACUGUGGGCCCCGGCAUUGUGGUCGAUACGAGCCGCGAACACACAAUUCGAGGUCAUAAAGACAUCCGUGAUGGGACCAAUGCGGCGAAGCACUGGACGGAAUCCUGCGCCUUUUACGACAAACUUAUGCAACGAAUCGUUGAGCAAGGCCACGCUCUCAACUGUUUCGCGGCAAGCCUGGAUCAGCUUGGCAUCGCUGAGAUGAAGCAGUGUAUUCAAGCUUCCGGCGGUGUUGUGUUAAAUUCGGAAUCGUGGCGACAGAAACCGUUUCGAGUUUCUCUCAACCAUUUCUUCUCGCGAAAAGCAUCAAAUGACGCACUCCUAAUGCGACUCAACGCGACUUUCGACGUUAUUACGUCUCCGAGUUGGAAAGUGCUGGGGGUUAUUGGACAGUGUAUAGGAACCGGAAAGAAAUCAGCGUCAGUGGGGGACCAUGAGAUCGGGAUGGGUGGCACGUGCCAGUGGACGACUUGUAUGCUAGACUCCCAUAGCACCUUUGCUGUUUACUUCGACACCAGUCCAAGUCAGACUAACGCGGCUCAAAAACCAUUCCGGUACGUACAGUUCAUCACGCGCUAUGAACAGGGUAAUCAAAUCCGCACACGCGUGACGACGCUCGCUCAUAAGCAGCAGCAAAAUCCACCAAUCCAAGACAUUGUGGCGGCGUUUGAUCAAGAAGCCGCUGCAGUGCUUAUUGCCCGUCAAGCAAUUCACAAUACUGACAGCAUGCCCCUUUUCGAUGUUUUGCGUUGGCUGGAUCGAACCUUGGUACGUCUGGUUAGUCGUUUUGGAAACUACACAAAAAAUCAGCCAAGCACUUUACGUUUACCAGCAGAAUUUGUUUAUUUUCCUGCCUUUAUCUAUCAUCUGCGUCGGUCUGGUUAUCUUCAAGUAUUCAACUCAAGUCCAGACGAAAGCUCAAUUUUGUGGCUGCAGCUCUUAAAGUCCUCUACCACCGAUUCGAUUGUGCAGAUUCAGCCGACGCUGUAUAGCUACCGCAUGGACGCGCCCCCGCAAUCGGUCCCACUCGACAGCACCGCCAUUCAGCGCGAUAACAUACUUUUGUUGGACACUUUCUUUGAAGUGUUGGUGCACCACGGGUCGACGGUUGUAGAUUGGGAACGUGCUGGCUAUGCCAAUAUGCAGGAGUAUGCCUACUUCCGUGAAUUCUUAGAUAUCGCGUUAGCAGAUGCUAAAAUGCUUGUAGACAGCCGUUAUCCUACACCGAGGCUCAUAGUUGUCUGCCAAGAUGAUCCUGAUUCGCGUAUAUUGUUCAACCGCAUCAAUCCUAGUCACUCGUACUCGUCUGCUGAAAAGAAUAAGUACGGAUCGCAAGAGGGUGAACUGGUGUACACUGAUGACGCGUCGCUUCAAAUAUUUAUGGAGCAUUUGAAAAAGCUCGCGGUAUCGUCGUAG
Molecule: messenger RNA, 2430 nt
Organism: Phytomonas sp. Hart1
Lineage: Eukaryota; Euglenozoa; Kinetoplastea; Trypanosomatida; Trypanosomatidae
Source: the annotation of a GenBank genome assembly